AGGCGCACAUAUCGUUCAAAUUUUACGCUGUUAUUUAUAUACACGUGCUGUAACCUAUAAAUAUAAUUUAUCUAUUGUAUACUUGGUUGUAAAUUGCAAUAAUGUUUAAAAAAUCUCAAUUAUUUGAUGUAAAUAAAAAACCUGGUCAGCCAAAGAGACGAAAAAAAAUCACUCUUGUUUUUGAUGAGGAAAAACGACGAGAAUUUUUAGGAGGGUUUCGUAAAAGAAAAUUAGAACGAAAAAAGAAAGCUCAGGAACAGUUGCAAAAACAAUUAAAAGAAGAACGAAAAAAAAUUAAACAACAGGCACGAGAACGUUACAAGAAAUUAUUAUCACAUCGGAGUGUCCCAGAAUUAGAAGAAUUAUUAUCUAAGCAAGAAUAUGAUCUGGAGGGUCAUACAGUCAGUAUUUUGGAGUUAAAUGUUGCGGAUCUUGCAGAAGGAAGAUGGAUAGGUGAAAACAAGAUUGCGGAGAAGAAUGAAGAACAAGAUGAUGAAAGUGAACAUUCUAACAAUGAUGACGAUGACAUUGUGGGAAUGUCAUUAGAAGAGAAACAGAAGAAUUCAAUACAGCAGAAACCUGAAUCUGAUAGUCAACAGAUUAAAUCUUCGAAAGAAGUGAAACGGGAAAUAAAGAAAGCAACACUAAAGCAAAUUAAAAAGAGUAAGGUAUUUAAACAAAAGCAGAGACUGGAACAACAAAAAAACAAAAAACAGAGUAGAAAAAAAUUAUACAAUUCUCAGAAGGUACUAAAACAGGGUAAGCGAAGUAAAAAGAACUCAAGGCACUAGAAUAUUUGAAAAAUUUGCUGAAUAUAUUUUAAAUAAAUA
Molecule: messenger RNA, 830 nt
Organism: Nylanderia fulva
Lineage: Eukaryota; Metazoa; Arthropoda; Insecta; Hymenoptera; Formicidae
Gene: vito
Product: nucleolar protein viriato
Cellular component (GO): nucleolus
Molecular function (GO): rRNA binding
Source: RefSeq, a predicted model, not a curated record